Talpa occidentalis (Iberian mole) is the source of this 1365-nucleotide messenger RNA. RefSeq names its product RAB28, member RAS oncogene family (gene RAB28). The record is from RefSeq and is a predicted model, not a curated record. The coding region runs from base 52 to 834 and encodes 260 amino acids. Gene Ontology annotation, cellular component: Golgi apparatus; endosome. The transcript is spliced from 8 exons. NCBI's taxonomy places the organism in Eukaryota, Metazoa, Chordata, Mammalia, Eulipotyphla, Talpidae. Gene Ontology annotation, molecular function: GTPase activity; GTP binding.
CCCCGCGCCCCCGCUCUCCGGGGCCGGCGGCGGGCGGGCUCCCGGGACAGCAUGUCGGACUCCGAGGAGGAGAGCCAGGACCGGCAGCUGAAGAUCGUCGUGCUGGGGGACGGCACCUCCGGGAAGACUUCCUUAGCUACGUGUUUUGCUCAAGAAACUUUUGGGAAACAGUACAAACAAACUAUAGGACUGGAUUUCUUUUUGAGAAGGAUAACAUUGCCAGGGAAUUUGAAUGUUACUCUUCAAGUUUGGGAUAUAGGAGGGCAGACAAUAGGAGGCAAGAUGUUGGAUAAAUAUAUCUAUGGAGCACAGGGAAUCCUUUUGGUAUAUGAUAUUACAAAUUAUCAAAGUUUUGAAAAUUUAGAAGACUGGUAUACUGUGGUGAAGAAAGUGAGCGAGGAGUCAGAAAUUCAGCCACUGGUUGCCUUAGUGGGCAAUAAAAUUGAUUUGGAACAUAUGCGGACAGUGAAAACCGAAAAGCACUUACGGUUUUGCCAGGAAAAUGGUUUUAGUAGCCACUUUGUCUCAGCAAAGACAGGCGACUCUGUCUUCCUGUGUUUUCAGAAAGUUGCUGCUGAAAUCCUUGGAAUCAAAUUAAACAAAGCAGAAAUAGAACAGUCACAGCGUGUGAUAAGGGCCGAAACAGUGACGUGCUGGGAAGAAGAUCCUCAACAUUCCAGCUCCGCUCAGAGUAGAGUCUGUGCAGUACAGUGGUGCAGGGAUGGGCUGAUAAAUUCUUGGUUUGGGGAGCGGGGUUGGGCAGAACUAGUGGAUGUUUUCCUGUUCUUUAUUCCUUACGACAAGAGAAGUUCAAGUGUGAUUGUACCUUAUUGAGAAUUAAUAUCGCUUAAGUUGUGUCUCAGAAUUUUGAAAAAUGGAUUCUUUGCCAAGAGACUUCGGAAUUAGAUGAGGAAUUGGGAACAAACUAAAAUAACAUUUCAGUUACUUUAAAACAUAUUUGUCUCUAUGGUUGUGUUUAUUACACGUGCAGUGAAGUGGAGAAGGGGCGAGUUAUUUCAUCAUUCAUUCUUUGCCAUUUUGUCCUGGUAAAGCCUGGUCAUUGAAAAGCAUUUUUAAAAUUUGCCUUGAGUGAACACUUGGCGUGCUUGUGUGUGCAGAUUCAGGGCACGAGUUGAGUGCAGUGAAGAAUUCCUUUUAACUUCAAUAAUUGCUUAGAGAUGAGCAGUAGCAAUAGCUAAGUUCAUCAAUUAAGAUAGGCCUCCAAAUGAGAGUUAGAGGGGACAAGGAAGAGGUAAAAGCAUCUUUUGGUUUAAGUUUUUUUUGGGGGUGGGGGCGAGGUCUUUUUCCUCUUCUCUAAUCAAUGUGGUAAAGAUUAGGAAAGAGAUUUUUCAGAGCUAGUUUCUU